GAUCCGUGGUUUAAUCUUCACUAUUUAUAUAUUCAAUUUGUCCCCACAAAACUCACACAUCACCAAACAUGUCGGACGUAGAAGAAUUGGCCCACGCCAUUGCAGGAGCCGGUGGGGGUGCGUUGUCCAUGGUUGUCACCUACCCCCUCGUUACCCUUUCCACUCUCGCCCAAACCAGCAAGAAAUCAAAGCAAAAACAUGAAGAAAAUGACCCACAUACCAUCACCGUCAAGCCUUCAGCUAUUGAAGCCGGCCGUCAGAUUAUCGCCGAAAAGGGUGUGCUUGGGUUGUAUGCGGGUUUGGAAUCGGCGCUUUAUGGAAUCACAUUGACCAACUUCAUCUACUACUAUUUCUAUGAGUUAACAAGUAAUGUGUUUUUAAGAGCCAAUGCGUUGACCACGCGGAAAGGCAAAGGGUUAUCGACGUUGCAGUCAAUUGUGACGGGGGCAAUUGCAGGAGCCAUCACCUGUGUGGCCUCCAACCCGUUUUGGGUGGCUAACACCAGAACUAUGACUGCUAAAAAGGAAACUGACAAAGAUGGCAAGAACCGGUCCACGUCCACGUUCGGGACUUUGUUGAGCAUCAUAGAGACUGAUGGGGUUGGGACAUUGUUUGCCGGCGUUUUCCCGGCGUUGGUGUUGGUGGUGAACCCAAUUAUUCAGUAUACUAUAUUUGAGCAGGUCAAGAACUUGGUUGUUUCGAGGAAUGGUAAGAACUCAUUCACGUCUGGUAAGGCCUUCUUUAUUGGGGCAUUCGGGAAGUUGAUUGCUACGUCUUUGACGUAUCCGUACAUCACGUUGAAAGCUAGGAUGCACAUAAAGAAGAAGCAGGUGGGCGGAGAACAGGCCAAGCCGGUGGAAGAUGUCAAGUUGUCGAUGGUGCAAGAAAUUAAGAAGAUUUUGCGCGAAGAAGGAGUUGAAGGUUUGUACGGAGGUUUGAGUGUGAAGUUACUCCAGUCGAUUUCGACGGCUGCAUUCUUGUUUUACUUCAAGGAAGAGUUGUUGACGGGCUCCAUCAAGUUGGUGGAGAUCUUGCGGUUGUUACGUAUGAAAAAGACCAAGAAUUGACCGGGAAGAGGUGUAGAUUCUGGUAUUUAGACAUGUAAGUAGAGUAAAAGAUAUCUUGAU
Yamadazyma tenuis ATCC 10573 is the source of this 1127-nucleotide messenger RNA. RefSeq lists its product as uncharacterized. Gene Ontology annotation, cellular component: peroxisomal membrane. Gene Ontology annotation, biological process: transport. The record is from RefSeq and is a predicted model, not a curated record. Lineage: Eukaryota; Fungi; Ascomycota; Pichiomycetes; Serinales; Debaryomycetaceae. Gene Ontology annotation, molecular function: ATP transmembrane transporter activity; ADP transmembrane transporter activity; coenzyme A transmembrane transporter activity.